AUGUGUAAGCAUAAUUUUGUUUUUGCAUCAUCUGCUCUUCAUGCCUUAUCUGUUGUUAAGUUUAAUGGGUUCAAUUAUAAUGAGUGGAGUAAGCAAGUCAAGUGUUACUUGGGUGUUCAAAAUCUCAACCUUACACUCAUGACAGAGAAUCCAAUUGAUCUCAUUGAGAACAGUACUGAUAAGGAAAGGUCUUUCCAUAAAAAAUGGGAGAGAUCGAAUAGAUUGAGCCUAAAGGCUUUAUGGAUGACAAUGGUGAGCAAAAUUAGGAUCUCAUUUCCUACCAUAAAAUAUGCUAGGGAAUUUAUUAGAUUAGCCAAAGUGACUUCUCAGUCUGAGGCCCCUGACAAGUCCCGUAUUGGGGCAUUAAUGAAUAGGUUGACCACCAUGAAAUAUGAUGGUUCUUGUAGCAUGUAUGAGCAUGUGACUGAGAUGUCAAAUAUAGCAGCAAGAAUUAGAAACAUGGGAAUGUAUGUAGACGAUAGUUUCCUUGUUUAG
Pistacia vera is the source of this 495-nucleotide messenger RNA. RefSeq lists its product as uncharacterized. The record is from RefSeq and is a predicted model, not a curated record. Lineage: Eukaryota; Viridiplantae; Streptophyta; Magnoliopsida; Sapindales; Anacardiaceae. Bases 1 to 495 code for a protein of 164 amino acids. The transcript has a single exon.